UAAGACCGUGUGAUAAGUUCCUUUUAUAAUUAUGGAAAAAUACGAAGUUCUAGGCCAAGUUGGUGAAGGUUCUUUUGGACAGGUGUAUAAAGCGAAGAAACGUUCGGAUGGUGAAAUUGUGGCCUUCAAAGUUAUUAGGAAACGUGGUAGAUCGUUCAAAGAACUUAAGAGUUUACGUCAAGAAUGUGAGAUUCAACGUCAUCUCCAUCAUCCUAAUAUCGUGCAAAUGUUAGAUUCUUUUGAAACUGAAAAUGAGAUUGUUGUUGUAACGGAAUAUGCUGAUAAAGAAUUAUAUGAAAUUUUGGGUAAAGCUGGCCAUCUUUCAGAAGAAAGAGCUCAAGUUAUAGCUUGUGAUUUGGUUUCUGCGCUUUAUUAUUUGCACUCGAAUAGAGUGUUACAUAGGGACCUUAAACCUCAAAAUGUACUUUUAGAAGCAAAUGGAGUGGCAAAAUUAUGCGAUUUUGGUUUUGCGCGUAGUAUGAGUACUGGGACACAUGUACUUACUUCUAUUAAAGGUACUCCUUUAUAUAUGGCUCCAGAGCUUAUACAAGAACGUCCUUACGAUCACAAUGUAGAUUUAUGGUCGUUAGGUUGUAUAGUUUACGAAUUAGUUGUCGGUUCACCACCAUUUCAAACAACUUCUAUUUUACAUUUAGUUAGACUGAUACGGUUUGAAGCAGUUAAAUGGCCAGAUUUUAUUUCGCCAAAUUGUAAAAGUUUCUUACAGGGUUUGUUGCAAAAGGAUCCUUCUCAACGAUUGACUUGGCCUGCGCUUUUAGAACACCCAUUCGUUAAGGAUAGAAUCAUCAUAGUAGGCGGAACAGUACCUACACCUUUUACAACACCAUUAUCAGCUAGUCAAGCUAGAGCAAAACAACAACAAUUGCAAAAUUUAUCAAUGAGAUCGACCAAUCAAUCAAAAGUUCUCGAGAAAGCUGUUGAGAAAGUACAAUGUCAAGAAAGAAAACUAAGAGAACAAAGACAAAGGACGUGUAUUUCACAACCGCGUUAUCCAAUGUUUCAUGCCUAUUGUCAGCAUGGCCUAAAUCAUUGUCAGAUACUUCGACGUAGCGAACCUAGUGGUACAGAUUCGAGCGCUAGUAUCGAUGUACUAUUGGGAAAUCUUAGUUUGCGAGCAUCUUUAAGAAGCGAUCUUCUUGCUGUUGAUCAUGCGUUGUGUCAAAGCGAUUGUCCUAAUACGAAUAACGAACAAACAUUUCCAAUAAUAAAUAAUAAUUCUAAAUCAGUCUAUGCGAGAACGAAUGAUGAAAGUCAAAAGAACACUUGCGAAGCCGAAGCUUUUAAUAAAAAUGGUCAAGGUGAUGGAUUAAAUGUUGCUCAACAGACGGAAAGAUCGUCCGAAAUAGAACAGAUUUCUGGUAACGGUGAUUGUAAACAGACUUGUUUGAGUAAAGAUUACGAAUUAGAAUUUGGUAAAGAGAAUCUGAUAGAUAAACACGUAAGAUUGCCAGAUUGGAAUCCGAGAGCUGUUGAGAGGCCAAUAGAAAACGAAGAAUGGGUUGCUUUUUUACAAAGAUCUAUGGAGGAAGUAAUGGAAGGUGAAGUUGUUUCGUUAUUGCAACAAAAUUGUGUUUCCGUUUUCGUUUCGCCAUUAAGAAAUCAAGGUGCUGGCUGUCGUGUUGUCGAAUACGUUGCUUGCUUAUUAUCUUUACCUUUUGUUAUAUCGGUCUCACGAGAAAAUCUUGAAAGCAUAGAACGCGUUUAUUUGGAUGUUCGAGUGGUACCAAAUCUCGUAUAUGCAAUAAAAUUACUUAUGUCAGAACGAUCUGAAGGAGAAACGGUUGCAACAGGUUCUGUUGGUACCAGAUCGGCAUCUACGUUAUCAGCGGAUGAAUUACAAGCUUUGGAAUGUACGAUGCUUUUACUAUGUAGAUUGGUUUACGUUCAAGAGCAAUUUCUUACGCAAUUUUGUGAUGCCGUUUACAUUGUCAAUGGGAUGCCAUUGUUACAACAAUUAUUAACUUUGGAAAAAAGAAAGGCACGCGUGGUAGCAGAUUUAAUAGCCAUAUUGAAUAACAUUUUACGUUCUCAACCUGAGAAUGCCGAGCUAGUAGAAAAAGUUGUUCUCCAAUCGAAAACUCAUGGAGGUACAAUCGAGCAAUUCGGUAAACUUCUUGCACAUCGGCAAGGUGUAUUGAGAGCUAGAACGUGUAUUCUCAUUAGGCUUUUAGGAAGAUUUUGUUGCAGAGCGUUGCAACAGGUUUGGGGUAGACCUCUUAGAAAUCUUAUAGAAAAUUUAUUGCUCGACGAGGAAGAAAACGUGAGAAACUCUGCUGAAGACGCGGUCGGAGAACUUAAACAAUUAACGUACUAUAAUCAACUGAGUCCGGCUGGUUGAAUACAUAGGGAUUAAUUUAAGGGAAUUAAUCGUUAUAAAAUGGGGCCAAACGUAUUACCAAUUAAAAUCAAUCGAAUAAGUUAUAAAGAGUUUUAUGAUAUCGUCAGAACAAAAUAUAUAAAGUAUUUUCAUAUAAAGCUUAAACGUUAUAACUCGUUAAAUUUAUAAUACGUAAUCGUUCUAGUCCUCCAAAAAAAAAAAAAAAAAAAACAAAAAAAAUUCAUAGAUUUCCUAAGAGAGAUAAGGAAAUUUGUAUAAGGUCGGAUUUUUAAUUAUACAGAUUUAUAUAUCUUAAGAUUAUUAACUGUAUUUUUUCUACAUCGAGUCUACUCUCAAUAAAUAGUUUAUAUUUUA
Vespula pensylvanica (western yellowjacket) is the source of this 2713-nucleotide messenger RNA. RefSeq names its product serine/threonine-protein kinase fused (gene fu). The transcript is spliced from 9 exons. Lineage: Eukaryota; Metazoa; Arthropoda; Insecta; Hymenoptera; Vespidae. Bases 32 to 2359 code for a protein of 775 amino acids. Gene Ontology annotation, molecular function: protein kinase activity; ATP binding. The record is from RefSeq and is a predicted model, not a curated record. Gene Ontology annotation, cellular component: cytoplasm. Gene Ontology annotation, biological process: protein phosphorylation.